This is a messenger RNA of Xiphias gladius (swordfish), 2174 nucleotides long. RefSeq names its product DENN domain-containing protein 2D-like. The record is from RefSeq and is a predicted model, not a curated record. Gene Ontology annotation, cellular component: nucleoplasm; cytosol. The coding region runs from base 163 to 1905 and encodes 580 amino acids. Lineage: Eukaryota; Metazoa; Chordata; Actinopteri; Istiophoriformes; Xiphiidae. The transcript is spliced from 17 exons.
GAUACCAGCGACUGGAAUCGGAAACUGCAUAUGCUGGGGAAGAGGUCAUUUUUAGCUUGUAUUUAUUGAUGAAGAAAUAAAAUAAAAGUUAUGUAAAAGUCAUCACAUUAACAGUGGAUCCAGUGGAUAUAUACAUUUCUUUCAUCUGCUUAGCCAAGACAAAUGGACAAGAUGUCAAAGCAAGCACAGGUGAAUAUGGAGCAGCAACCUUCUCCAAACACAAGAAGGAGUUUCAGCUUCUCAUCUCUCCGUAUUAAAAAAAGGCACAACAGUUAUGAAGAGGUUGGCUUUACACAACGGAGAGGGUUGCAGUCUUUUUUAUCAGUCCGAGAGACAUCAAGAAAGGGGCCGGUCUCAGAUGACGAUGGUGCCUCACAGCUACCCAGUACGCAAGACCAGAAUAAGAAGACAGGUGAGCAAACCAGAAGUAACCUCAUCUCUGAGGUUGCUGGGAAACACAGUGCCAUCCCAUCAGGUGAAGAUGAAGGUGGACGACAAGGGGCGCUCAAGAGGUUUAGUGCCAUGUGGUCCUCCUUCCGCAGAGGCAAAACAGAUAGAAUAGGAUUCAAAGAUCCUGAGCCUACAGAGCCACUGGCCCCAGCAAUGGCAGAGAACACAUCCAGGCAGCACCGCUAUGUCAGUGGUCAGUACUUCUUUGAGUAUCUGGUGGUAGUCAGCCUCAAGAAGACCAAGGAUUGCAGCUAUGAACCCCAGAUCAUCUACCAGUUUCCCAAGAGAGAUGGAAUGGCGAGAUUUCAGAAGGAGGAGGAAGAGAAGAUGCUAAAGGCAAUCACUCUGUUUUGUUUCCCAGAGGGCAUCAACUGGGCUCCUUUGACAGAAUACCACAGUGAGACCUUCUCCUUUGUUCUGACUGAGAUUGAUGGCAGCAGAAAAAAUGGAUACUGCAGGAGGUUACUGCCUGGAGGAAAAGGAGCUCGCCCACCUGAGGCGUAUUGCAUCAUCAGCAGUCUGGCAUGUUUCGGUCUCUUCUCCAAGAUAUUUGACGAGGUGGAGAAGCGGCGGCAGAUCUCCAUGGCUAUGAUCUACCCAUUCAUGCAGAAGCUGCGGGAGGCCCCAUUCCCAGCUCCGGGAAACACUGUCGAGAUCAAGAGCUUCAUUCCUGAGUCAGGCACUGAGAUCAUCAGUCUGACCCGUCCAUUGGAUUCCUGGCUGGAACAUGUCAACUUCGCCACGCUUUUUGGCUGCCUGACAGAUAAUGAGGUGUUACUGGUGUUUGCUGCUGCUGUCCUGGAGAGACGGAUCAUUUUCGUCGCUGAUGAACUGGGCACGUUAUCCCAAGUCAUUCAUGCAGUAGCAGCCCUCCUUUACCCCUUCACCUGGCAGCACACCUUCAUCUCCACUGUUCCAGAGAUUCUGAUCGAUGUAGUGAUGGCACCCACCCCCUACCUGCUGGGAGUCCAGAAACGCCUGCUGGACCUGGUCACUGACCACAGUGAUCUGCUGGUGGUCGACUUGUCUGAGGAUAAAAAGGAGACCUUUGUUGUUUCAAUUGGUGAUGAAAGCUCUAUUCUGCCCCAGAAGCUCCAAACUGAAAUACUAGACGCACUAAGUACAAGACAGAAAACAUCAACGGUGGAGGAGCUGAACCGGGUGGUGUCGGAAGCUUUCCUGCAUUUCUUUGUAAAAAUAGUUGGCCAUUACACUUCAUAUAUGAAAUAUGGUCAUGCUGGAGAGCAGGGGCUGUUUGAAAAGAGAAGCUUCUACAAGGCUAUUGAGUCCAAGACCACUCGACACUUUGUCAAAAAGUUCAUCCAGACACAGAUGUUUGACCUGUUUAUCCAGGAGGUGGAGCAACAGCAGCCUGGGCCGCAGCAAGGAAUAUUUCACAAAAAGAUCCUUGAAUACCAAGAGAAGAAGAAAAGGGACAAGAAGAAGAAACACUAGCUCUCAUCAUGGGUUCCUGGGUGUAUAUAAGGGAGUACAGAGGAAAAGAUUUGAAUGUUGUACUGUGUGUUGUAUGUCCUGUGUCAGUUUGGUUUAAAAUAUGUAUGUAACAAUGUGUGAAUUACUGUAUGGCCAUCUUGCUGCUACUCUGUGAUACACUGGCAGAACGAGAGACUUCGGUUCCAUGUGUUGGUCCUCAGCCUGUGGCCAAGUGUGUCGCUGAUAAGCAGGAAAAUCAUUUCAAAUAGAGACUAGUUUUUUUAAGUCCA